This is a messenger RNA of Effrenium voratum, 639 nucleotides long. The record is from the annotation of a GenBank genome assembly. Lineage: Eukaryota; Dinophyceae; Suessiales; Symbiodiniaceae.
AUGGCUCAGGACAUUCAGAAGAUCGAAGCAGUGAUGUGCGCUGCACCUGUUAUCCCGGUACUGGUUGUCGAGGACCCCAGGAAGGCCGUACCGAUGGCUGAAGCCCUCGUCAGAGGUGGUCUGCCUGCUAUCGAAAUCACUUUGCGUACACCACAUGCUCUGGAAGCAAUCGACGCCGUAAACGAGCAUGUGGAUGGAGCGAUUGUCGGCGCCGGAACAGUCUUGAACGGCAAGCAAUAUGAUGCAGCAGUCUCGGCCGGGGCUCGUUUUGUUGUUUCUCCGGGCGCGACAAAGUCCCUGCUGGACGCAGCCGACGAGCACAGUGUGCCGCUCCUGCCGGGUGCGGCUACGGCCUCCGAGGUGAUGUUUCUUCUGGAACGCGGAUAUGAACGCCUGAAAUUCUUUCCGGCUGAGCAGGCGGGCGGCACGUCUUAUCUGAAGUCGCUGUCCUCCCCCCUUGCAGCGGCUAAAUUCUGCCCGACAGGCGGUGUCAGUCUCGACAAGGCACCGGACUAUCUUGCACUUCCGAAUGUUCUGUGCGUGGGCGGUUCCUGGAUCGCCGAUGCCAAGGCGAUUGCUGCCGAGGACUGGGCCGGCAUCGAGGAACGCGCGCGCGCGGCCGCCGGGCUCAACGAUUAA